Molecule: messenger RNA, 535 nt
Organism: Arabidopsis thaliana (thale cress)
Lineage: Eukaryota; Viridiplantae; Streptophyta; Magnoliopsida; Brassicales; Brassicaceae
Exons: 3
Coding region: 368-535 (55 amino acids)
Source: RefSeq, marked reviewed
GAGCAAAGGAAAUUAAAAAGCCGUUUAAAGAAGAAAAGCUUCUACUACAAGUUUCUCUCUAAUAUCUCGUAUUUGAAAACCCCAAAUUCUCAUUUUUGAAAAGUCUGUCGAAGAGUAACGGUGGUUUUGCGGCGGCGUUUCUUGGGUCACCGGCGAUGAUGAUCUAGGAAGGUUGUUCUCUGAGUUCGGCUAGGCUAAUCGAUUCUAAGGUCAGUUAUAAGCGGUCUCCCAAAUUCCAGAUUCAGUCGAGCCGAUUCCGAUGAAUCUGUUUCCGAUAUCAUCAACGAUCUCGAGACUGGGAAAUAGAAAUGGAUUAGGAUUCGUGACUUUCAAAGAUGAUAAAUCUUUGAGGGAUGUUAAUGAAUAGAUGGAUGGAAAAACGCUCGAUGGCCUUAGUAGCAUCACUGUGAAUGAAGAAGCGGCGGUAGAGGAGGCGGUGGUUGAUAUGAAAAGGCAUAUACCGGAGGCCGCUGUGAGGAGCGGUGGUAGUGACUGUAUGUUCUCUUCAAUCUCUUUCUUAUGCUGGUUCUUUUGA